CGUACUGCGUGCGUCUUUCGACCCUUUCCUCUUCUCAUUUCCACCCAUAAGGCUAUAACCAUAUCGAUCCAUCAUUCUCACGCGCAUUCUCGUUUGCCAACCAAUACGCUUACUUUUGUUUCAAAAUCAGUUCGACUUUCUCUAGAUAUUUUCUUUCUUCUGAAAAAAGGGUCGUUACUUCUUCCUUGGAAGCAAAUCUUUCCUUCCGCCGAGCGAGUCUUCGGAAUGGGAUUAGGGUUUUUGUCGUUCGGUCAAUGGCGGUGAUGCUUUGUGUACUAUACGUAGUUAGAGCGAGGUUACCUAGUUGGUCAGCUAAUUGAUUAUCUAGGGUUUGGGUUUUGAGAUAAUGGCCGAAACUUCCAGGGACAGAGUCACCAUUACUCUGGGGCGUAGUGGCCAGGUAAUAAAGAGGGCUGGUCAAGUAUCAAAUUCGUAUGCUGAUUCUCUGCCUGCAGCUGGUGCUAAGCGGUCUGUAAGAGAUAGAUUAGGAAGUAAUGUAGAUGGUUCCUUUUUGAAUGGAAGCGUGCUUAACAACAAACGACAACGGGGAGAUAUUAGCAUGCCGAGUUUGAGUGCUAAUGGUUUAAAUGGUAAUGUACGCAUUGGUAGAGAUGACCUCCGAUUUAAACUCAUGCAAAAAAAUGCAUCUAGAAGAGCUCAGGGUGACAAUGAUCAGAAGGGCGCUGACCUACGCCACAAGUUGUCUAAGGCCAGUCGGCCCUCGGUAACUACUCUUGAUUCAAGGCAGCGCCUUGCAGAACCAAAAGACACAGGUUUCUUGGGGCGAAUUCCUUCUACAAGAAGAGCAGAUGAUUUGCCUCGGAUGGACUCAGCGAGAACUUCUUACUCGACAUGGACUUUGGAUCAUUUGAGGAAAAGAUCACCUGAUAGAGCUCUAGGUAUAGGUAGCUCUAGGGGUCUCUCCCCACCUAGGAACCUGGAAGAACAGCAUAGAAGGCCAUUGAACAGGACAGCUGAUGAUGUAAGAUCAGUUCCGUUUGUGAGGAAAGAUGUUUUUGAUACUUCACGGCCUAUUGGUUCUGCGAAUUUAAUGUCAAAACCUGCAAUACCUCCCGUACUUUCCAAGCCUGUGCCGCCACCUCUUGGACAACUUCCUCCAUCGACUGGCAUUGGACAAAAGACUUCAUAUAUGGGAGAUGAGCAGAAAACUGUUGAUGGCUUGUUACACUCACUGGGAUUGGGAAAAUAUGUGAUUAUUUUCAAGGCUGAGGAAGUGGAUAUGGCUGCAUUGAAGCAGAUGAGAGAAAAUGACCUCAAAGAACUGGGGAUUCCUAUGGUAAAUUUUCUUUCUAUACCAUUGUUUCUCUGUUUUUUAUCAUUAUUUUUAUGCCUUGAUAGACAUUGUUCUGGAACUCACCUGGAUUAUAUGUAGAUGACACCUUAUUUCCUUGGGCCGCAGUUCAUUCGUGGACAGUUUUAGUUGGAAUCUGUAAACUGAUUUAAUUUUUUUAAUUUUCCUCUCAAAGUUCACAUUAAAUGUGGUAUCGGGUUUCUCUUUCAGCUGCAUCUUUAGUGAUAAGUGCUUUAAGAACAUUAAGUUUGAGAUAUAUGUUUGAUACUGUAUGGGUGCAGAUAUCAAUCCACACUCUGCUUGUGAUUUAAGUGACAUUUUUUUAUAUCAGUAACUAGCUUUUGAUUUAAAUGAGAUUGCAAAAAAAUCUAGAAAAAAAAACCCGUUUGUAUUUUUUUCCUAAUUAAAUUGCUAUUUAAAACAAAGUUUAUAAUGUCUCCUCACUGUGGGUUGCCCAAAGAAUUCCUUAGGAAAUACUUUUUGAGUUAUUUGCUUGCAUCUUUGUGUAUGGACCAACUUGAAACAGUUUUGGGAACAUGAAGAAAGAUUCUGGAAUGUACAAGAUAUAUUGAUCCCAAGUCCUUUUUUUUAUUGGCACUGAGAGUC
Molecule: messenger RNA, 1918 nt
Organism: Juglans microcarpa x Juglans regia
Lineage: Eukaryota; Viridiplantae; Streptophyta; Magnoliopsida; Fagales; Juglandaceae
Product: ankyrin repeat and SAM domain-containing protein 6-like
Exons: 7
Coding region: 347-1393 (348 amino acids)
Molecular function (GO): protein binding
Source: RefSeq, a predicted model, not a curated record